Molecule: messenger RNA, 501 nt
Organism: Ostertagia ostertagi
Lineage: Eukaryota; Metazoa; Nematoda; Chromadorea; Rhabditida; Trichostrongylidae
Source: the annotation of a GenBank genome assembly
AUGCUCAUCCCAAACAUUCAGGCGUUGACAAGCACACACACAUUCGCCACCUUUCAUGUUUCAACCGCGAAUUUCACGAUUGAUCGGACCAAAUUUGGGUCAUCAAACGUGGAGGAGCCAUGGAGUGACGUCUACAAUCUUUCAUGGAUUCCGGUUCAACCACGUGACGCCACGAAGUGUGCCUAUCAGUUUAUCAGUCCAAAUUUCCAGAUGAGCUCAGCAGCACUAGUCAGAAUGGAAGUCUCUGGCUAUUCGCAGUCCAAGUUCUUCUUUCAACGGACAUUCUUCUUCUCGCAAUUACCCAAUAGUGCGUCAACUUGUGGUGAUGGUAAAGUGAAUCGAUUUGGAGAGUGUGUUUGUCCUGCAGGAUACAGUGGAGAGUACUGCGACGAGCCGAUAUGUGAGAACGGUGCUACUAGAUCGAUGUCGAUCUGUGCGUGCUCGACGGGUUUCUAUGGGAAUCUGUGCCAGUUGCGUGAGUGGAAUUCACAAUUUCUUCAA